UCUUGAUUUUUUUUUUUCUGAACUUUCUUACAUCCUGAAAUGAGCAGCUGUAGAUUCCCUAUGUCCUCUUAAAAUGAUAGCAGCUGGGUGUCAAAAAUUGUAGACGUAAAUGGGAUGGGACUAGUUAAAGGGAUGCCUCCAUCUAAAAAGUUGAUGGGGUUCAUGAUAAGCACAAGGGUCUUUGUGAUGGUAUCACUUAAAUUGCUCAUCAUACCUAUUCCCAUCCAAAUGCUUUGGUAGAUUGAGCUUGGCACUGCACCAGCUUGCAGGCUUUCAAGUAUUUAAACAGCAUCAAUCUCAGUGUAAAUGUUCAAUAAUGUACCUUUGGAAUUUUAUUUCUACUGCAAAAAGAAAAACAUAUGACCUGCAUGUUGGACCUGUUGUGCAAUAUCAAGCUGUUGGGAAAGAGUUAGAAAUAGUAGAAAAAGACCGCUACAUCAAAACAGACCCCAGUGAAAACAGAAAGCGUAGGACCAUCAUCCUGUCUCGAACAACAGAAAAAGGAACUUGGGGAUUUACACUACAGACCUAUGGCAUCCAUCACAAGAAGAAAAAUGAAUUGGAACUGAUGACCUAUGUUGACUAUGUGGCUUUUAAUGGACCAGCAUAUUAUGCCGGGAUGAGACCAGGUGAUGUGAUUCUGUCCAUCAAUGGGUCAAGUAUGGAGGAGGCUGACCAUGACCAGUUGGUGAACUUUGUAAGAUCACGUUGUGGGAAGACCAUGAGGAUGGUUGUGUUAUUUGAGGACUGUUGUCGGAAAGUAGAACUACAUAUGAGAUACACCAGGCUAAAGAAUGUUUUGGCAGACAAAAUGUUCGAACUGCGAUCCCUCCAGGCUCAAGAGAGAAGAAUCAGCAAAGGUAUGAAGCCUUUGAAAGGUAAAUCACUAGAAAGGGACAUGAGUGACAUUUCCACCCCAAAAUCUAGGAAGAUUUGGCAGUUUGAUGAGGAAUACAGCUCUGAUACUGGGGAACAUCUUUAUGAAGACACAGAACAUUUUAAAAGGAUGCUACACAGUCCUAGAGUGGCGAGAGGAGGUAGUCUACAAAUGGCACACUUAGUGAUAGAUGAAGAGGGUAGUGCUGGCGCUGCCUUGGAGGAUUCUUCAAACCCUAAGUUGUCAGCUGGAGAUUCUACAUUCAGUCCAGGUCAGACUACAAAUAAGGCACAUGAUUGCACUGAAGAUGAACAUUCCUGUGGAAAAACUUCACAUCAUAAUACCUCAGGUUGCACAAUUGGAUAUAAAACAGUGAAGCAUAAAGGCCUUUCAGAAUACAACGAUUGUUUGGAAGCACAACUACCAGCUGUUCUUGCUACACGAGAGGAUGAGAAUAAAGCCCCUGCCCAGGGGUCUUCAAGUUUAGACUGUCACCCAAGUGAUAAGUUUUCAUCUGACCCAGGGGGAGACUUCGACGUUGAACAUAAUCCAGUGUUUCAACCCCCAUCAACUUCAUUACCAAGUGCUGGAGAUGAUCAUGAGGUGUAUGCCAAUGAAAGUGAUGAAGUGACACACCUUUGAUAUUCUCUGCAGAAAUCCAGGAUGUUACAUUAAAACUAUACACAAGUGCUGAAUUUAAACAGAAACUGUAUAUUGUUAAGUAAUGGUGCAAACAAAAAAUGUUAAAAUGAUCAGAAUAUGAUCAGAAGGUGCUUAUUCUUGCACAAAAUGGAUUUAUUUGAAGGAUUUCAAGAUUGUCUCAAAAUAUUUUGUGUAUUUAAUACAAUUGUAAAACGUGAAUUUUUCUUAUAACAUAAAACAAUUGAAAACCAUGAGGUCACAGUUUAUGUUAUUGAAAACUACUAGGUCACAAUGUGAUUUUUAAAAUAUUUACAUGAAUGACAUUUAAAAAAAAAUUAAACUCAUUUUAACAAUUUCACAUUUGGUCACAAUUACUUGAGAUUUGUUAUGGUGCUUUCAUAAAUUUUAAUUUAUGAGUGAUAUCUUUUAUUUUGCAUGUGUCAAAUUUUGCAUAAUUACAUAUUAUAUUCAUAUUUGUUUGUGAUUUUUAAGAAGGUGCUCGGAGCUAGGUGCAAUUGUUUCUUAACUGUUAUAAUUGUUAUGGUUAUGAUAUUUUUAUUUUGGUUUGCCAAAGAAAAUGUGGUGCAAUAUCAGGUCUUUCAAGGCUUGGGGUGAGAUACAUGUGUUAUGUUCAUUCCUGUGACAAUAGGGAGCACAUAAAGGAUAGUGGAAGAGAGUAUGUAAUACGGUAAUUACUUGAUCUUUUUAAUGGGCAAAAAAUACUAAAUUUUUCAGAAACAAUUUUAUAAUCACAAAAAUUAUA
This is a messenger RNA of Lingula anatina, 2282 nucleotides long. RefSeq lists its product as uncharacterized. Gene Ontology annotation, molecular function: protein binding. The record is from RefSeq and is a predicted model, not a curated record. Lineage: Eukaryota; Metazoa; Brachiopoda; Lingulata; Lingulida; Lingulidae.